Messenger RNA from Chroicocephalus ridibundus (black-headed gull), 1304 nucleotides. RefSeq names its product phosphatidylethanolamine binding protein 1 (gene PEBP1). The transcript is spliced from 4 exons. The coding region runs from base 67 to 630 and encodes 187 amino acids. The record is from RefSeq and is a predicted model, not a curated record. Gene Ontology annotation, biological process: negative regulation of MAPK cascade. Lineage: Eukaryota; Metazoa; Chordata; Aves; Charadriiformes; Laridae.
GUCCGCGGCGGGCGGUGAUUGGGCGGCGCGGGCGCAGUGCGCGGAGCCGCAGCAGCAGGCGCAGCCAUGCCGGUGGACCUGGGGCUGUGGAGCGGGCCGCUGAGCCUCACCGAGGUGGAGCAGAAGCCGGCGCACCCGCUGCGGGUCAAGUAUGGCUCCGUGGAGAUAGACGAGCUGGGCAAGGUGCUCACGCCGACCCAGGUCCAGCAUCGCCCCACCAGCAUUGAGUGGGAUGGCUGCGAUCCCCAGAAGCUUUACACCCUGGUUCUCACAGACCCAGAUGCUCCCAGUAGGAAGGACCCAAAGUUCAGGGAAUGGCAUCACUUCCUGGUGACCAACAUGAAAGGCAACGAUGUGGGGAGCGGGACUGUGCUGUCAGAUUACGUCGGCUCCGGCCCUCCCAAAGGAACAGGGCUGCACCGCUACGUCUGGCUGGUGUACGAGCAGCCGAAGCGCCUGACCUGCAAUGAGCCCGUCCUCUCCAAUCGCUCUGGUGACAAACGAGGGAAGUUCAAGGUGGCUUCUUUCCGCAGCAAGUACGAGCUGGGGGUGCCAGUGGCUGGCACUUGCUACCAGGCGGAGUGGGAUGACUACGUGCCGAAGCUCUACGAGCAGCUGUCGGGGAAGUAGGGCCAGGGCAGCUGACGCAGCACUGUGCAGCACCCCCCGCACCCCUGGAGAUCCGGCCGGUCCGAGCACGUCGCUGUCCUUUUGUUUGAUUAGUGAGUUGAACGCAGCUGCUCCCGCACUGCCCGCUGGAACUGUAACCCUGUCACUGUCCCUGUGGUCCAGACCCGUGCUGUGCUUCAGCUAAUUCCUGUAGGUACAGGUGAUCGCUAGCUAGACCAGCUUCCGACAAGGUGUCCUUAUAAGGGCCACCCCCUCCGGGCUGACCUGCUUAAGGGAAACCAAAGCCUCUGUGAAUUCGUGUCCCUCGAGAGCGUCUCUGCUGUACUGAAACGUUGUUCUGUGGCAGUGGUGUGGGUACAGAACCACUUCUGGGUUGGUGCUGGCUGGGGAGUGCCCCCUUUCCAGGAGGGGAUGGCAGUCUAAGGGAAAUCCCCCCUUCUUUUUUAAUUUUGUUUUUACCCUCAAGUGUUGGGCCAGUGCCUCCACCAAGUGAACCACUGAAGUCGUGAAGGUGUAUCUGGUAGGAGGAGGCAGGGAAGCCGGUGUAUAGCACUGCCUUCUGCUCUCUGUUGCCACUCGAAGGCGAGAGACCACUUCGUUUUGUUCAAGUUCUGUUGUGACCUGAUGUAAACGUGCCCUUUAGCUCACAGUGCAAUUAAAGACUUACCAAGGUG